This is a messenger RNA of Colossoma macropomum (tambaqui), 759 nucleotides long. RefSeq names its product protachykinin. The record is from RefSeq and is a predicted model, not a curated record. Lineage: Eukaryota; Metazoa; Chordata; Actinopteri; Characiformes; Serrasalmidae. Bases 240 to 650 code for a protein of 136 amino acids. The transcript is spliced from 6 exons.
UUGUACAGCUGGGAGGGGACUGGCAGUCGUAUGUGUAUAAAUGCACCCAGCAGUACGUGAAGGACCAGACAAAGACUGCAGACUUCACAAUAUCUUACACCCAAGACCAUUCGACCAGCAUACGGCAUACUAUCGGCUGAUUUUUUAAAAAAUCCCACUAUUCUGAAACUGCAGUCUAAUUCUACCAGAAAAAAAAAAAACAUUUAUUGCUAACACUAUUUUUAAAAACCUUCUCAGUAAUGGAGUUUCGGAAACUGCUGGCUAUAAUUACCACCAUGAUUGCACUUGCAUGUAGUACUUAUGGAUUAUCUUUUAAUCUUGACAAGGAACACUGGAUUUCCAAGAACUGGGAGGAUGAAUCUUUUGCGGAAAGACUGGCCAGUGAAGUGGCAAGUCUAAUCAAGCGGUCCAAAGGGCAUCAGUUUUACGGACUCAUGGGAAAGCGCUCAGACAUCCCAAAACCUAUGCGAAUGGAUCGAAGAAGAAAUAAAGGGGAGAUGUUUGUCGGACUCAUGGGCAGACGAUCUUUAAGAGGAGAUAUCUUCACUAGAAUAAUCCCAGCCGAGACAAGUACAGCUAUUGGUGCAGCAAUGGAAUCGGACAAGCAAUCAGAUUUGCAAGAAGAAUGGGACAAACUUCAAUAUUACUGAUGACGGUCAAGAUACUGUUUGUGAACAUUUUCAGAUUUAGGGAAAAGGAAGUCAAGUUUCACAAUAUUCACCUUUGCCAAUUUUGACCAAUAAAGCCUCGUUAUCAGUA